AUGUUUCUUCGCAAAGCACUUGCUCUUGUUGGCCUUCUGGCUACUGGUUCACUUGCUGCAGUGGCUGGGCUUAAAAGUCGUCAGACUGAACCCUCUAACUUCAAACUCUACGCCUAUGGUGGUGACGAGGUUGGUGGCUACGAGAUCUUCUACGCUGAUGGACUUGCCUAUAUUGGCAACAGUUCCGCAUUAACCACCGCUACCGAGGCGACAGCAGUCAACUUUACUGCAAGCUCGGAUGGCGUCUGGACUGCCACUCCCGCAAGCAACGUGUCUUGGACCUCCCAGACUUUCUUCGUGUCCAACACGACUGGUGAGAUUGGUUUUGUCGACAGUACCAACUCUAGCUCCGACAUCAUUACAUCGGGCUUCAUGUUCUAUGGCAAAUUCGCUUUGCUCACUGUUAGAGAUCAUAUGGAGGCUGCGUGGAAUGCAAAGAAGACGGAUGUCGAGGACGUCUGGAGCUUGGGUUGGGGCAGUGUCGACGAGGACAGCACCGUCAAACCCAUCGUGCUCAGGAGUGAGGCCCCAAUGCAGAAGCCAGCCAACGCCACUAGCUGA
This is a messenger RNA of Trematosphaeria pertusa, 561 nucleotides long. RefSeq lists its product as uncharacterized. The coding region runs from base 1 to 561 and encodes 186 amino acids. The transcript is spliced from 3 exons. NCBI's taxonomy places the organism in Eukaryota, Fungi, Ascomycota, Dothideomycetes, Pleosporales, Trematosphaeriaceae. The record is from RefSeq and is a predicted model, not a curated record.